ACACCCUUUCUCGUGUAGCGAAAUCGUAACAUUCAUCCCCACGGGGAUGUUAAGCUCUCGCAUCGACAAGGUCGAGGACACGUUGAUUACGGACUUCGAGGAUGUCGGAGCCAAACAGUACCAGCGUAUUUGUGUGGCUAGCGACGACUUGACCAACCAGCUGCAGCGGCUGUCUCGAGUGAUUGACAUGUAG
Gregarina niphandrodes is the source of this 193-nucleotide messenger RNA. RefSeq names its product putative proteasome regulatory subunit Rpn7/26S proteasome subunit 6, PINT domain protein. The record is from RefSeq and is a predicted model, not a curated record. Lineage: Eukaryota; Apicomplexa; Conoidasida; Eugregarinorida; Gregarinidae. The annotation marks the transcript as partial. The transcript has a single exon.